Messenger RNA from Pogoniulus pusillus (Red-fronted tinkerbird), 9578 nucleotides. It is a transcript of the gene RGPD4, whose product is annotated as RANBP2 like and GRIP domain containing 4. Gene Ontology annotation, molecular function: peptidyl-prolyl cis-trans isomerase activity; protein binding; GTPase activator activity. The record is from RefSeq and is a predicted model, not a curated record. Bases 212 to 9316 code for a protein of 3034 amino acids. Lineage: Eukaryota; Metazoa; Chordata; Aves; Piciformes; Lybiidae. The transcript has 29 exons. Gene Ontology annotation, cellular component: cytoplasm; nuclear pore. Gene Ontology annotation, biological process: protein folding; NLS-bearing protein import into nucleus; protein peptidyl-prolyl isomerization.
GGCGGCGGGGCAGGCCCCGCCCUGCUGGGGCCUCGGCCGCUGGUGGGCAGCUCGUCGCGUUCGUGGGUUCCCGGGGCUCUGUGCGGUUGCGCGGGAACUUGCGUAACGUGCGGCCGCCGCCGCUUCCUCCACCUCUCUCCUCCCCCGCGAAGGCCGGCGGGCAAGGCGCUCUGUCUGGAGGGAGGCCGGGUGCGGCCCCCGCCGCGGCGCCAUGAUGCGGCGCACGAAGCCCGAGGUGGAGCGGUAUGUCGCCUCUGUGCAGGCCGCCGCAUCUUCCCCCAGAGAGAAAUCAAUGAAAGGAUUCCUCUUUGCUAAGCUGUAUUUUGAAAUAAAAGAAUAUGAACUUGCUAAAAGGUAUAUAUCUACAUACCUCAAUGUACAGGAAAGAGAUCCCAAAGCACACAGAUUUCUUGGACAAAUUUACGAAGCUGAGGAUAACAUAGAAAAAGCUUUUGGUUGUUACAAGCGCUCUGUGGAGUUGAACCCGACACAGAAAGAUCUCGUAUUGAAGAUUGCAGAGUUACUGUGCAAUAAUGACGCUACCGAUGGAAGAGCAAAAUACUGGGUUGAGAGAGCUGCUAAGCUCUUCCCUGGGAGUCCUGCUGUUUACAGGUUGAAGGAGCAGUUACUGGAUUGUAAAGGUGAAGAUGGAUGGAAUCAGCUUUUUGACUUGAUUCAAGCAGAACUUUACGCAAGACCAGAUGAUAUCUACAUAAAUAUCAGACUAGUUGCGCUCUACCGUUCAAAUAAUAGAUUAAAAGAUGCUGUACUUCAUUGUCAGGAAGCAGAGAAGAAAAUACCUUUGCAGUCAAGCUUGGAAUGGUGUUCCUGUGUUGUAGAGACACUUGAGGAAUAUCUGGAAUCUUUGCAAGACUUGGAGUCUGAUAAAAAUAACUGGAGAGCUAUCAGGAAAGAUUAUCUGCUGGCCUAUUCCAGCUUUGUCAAAAUGACACUUGCUUCUAGAGAUGUUCAGGAAUGCAGAGAGACGCUUGAAAGUUUUGAUCGUGUGCUUCAGUCAGUAAAACCAUAUGUGAAUGGGGCUGAUGAGUUGUCUCGGACCUUUGUGGAAAUGAAAGGACAGCUAUACUUGCAUGCUGGAACUUUGCUGCUGAAAAUGGCCCAACACAAUGAGGCACAAUGGAGAGCUGUGUGUGAACUAGCAGCAUUGUGUUAUCUGAUAAGCUUCCAGGUUCCUAAACCAAAGUCAAAACAAAUAAAGGGGGAUCAAACUGGACAAGAUACGCUAGAAGUAUGGGCCUGUGACCGAAAAAGCCAGUCUGGUCAUAUGCUGCUGAACUUGAGCCAUGGCAAGCAAGACUUCUUUAAAGAAAUUGUGGAAUCCUUUGCCAACAAGAGUGGUUUAUUUACGUUGUUUGAUAGCCUGUUUGAGAGUGGAGCUUCCAGAGAGAGAUCUUUUAUUGGCACAGAUGACAUUGGAAAUACUGCUGCUCAGGCACCAGUGGAAGUGGAACUUCAUAAAUAUGAUAUUGGUGCUGUUCGAAUGCACAAUGGCAGUCUCCAGCACCUUGUGUGGCUUGGCUUGCAGUGGAAUUCUAUGUCAGUCUUACCCCCAGUGCGCAAAUGGUUAAAACAGCUAUUUCAGCUGACACAAGAAACGUCAAGACUUCAGACAGAUGCUCCUGAAUCCAUUUGUCUAUUGGACCUUGAAGUAUUCCUACUUGCAGUGGUAUUCACUAGCAAUUUACAGUUGCAAGAGAGGUUUAAUUCUCACUACGGUGCACAUCAGCCUCAAUUCUUACCAUUGCCAGUGUGCAAACAGCUCUUUACCGAAAAGCAAAGAUCCUGGUGGGAUGCUGUUCGUGCUCUUAUUCAGAGAAAAACAAUACCAGGAACAGCAGCAAAACUGAGGCUUACUGUACAACAUGGAUUAAGUACUCUGCGAGCACUAGACAAGCAUGGCCUUCAACCUGCCUUAGUUAUUCACUGGGCAAAAAGUCUGCAAAAGACAGGCAUUAGCCUUAACUCUUUCUAUGACCAGAAAGAAUACAUUGGACGCAGUGUCUACUACUGGAAGAAAGUUUUGCCUAUGCUGGAAACUAUUAGAAAGAGGAGGAGUAUUCCUGAACCUACUGAUCCUCUCUUCAAACACUUCCAUAGUGUAGACAUCCAGGCCCUUCAGGUUGCAGCCUACGAAGAAGAGGCACGUAUAGCAUUUGCAAUGUUGGAUGCAGUUGAUGGCAAAACCGAUGAUGCUUUGUUAGCAUUUGAAGCUAUUAAUAACGUGGUCUCAUACUGGAAUCUUGCCAUGAUCUUCCAAAGGAAGGCAGAAGAUAUUGAAAGUGAUGCCAUGCCAGAGGAACAAGAACAACGUAAAACUUACCUUCUUAAAAGCAAACAUUAUUUAAUGCAGGUCAUUGAGGAAAGCUCUUCAGAUGUGUCAGUAACUGAGAAACUACCAGUGUCUAUUGAAACUGUGAGGGAAAUGCUAGAUACAGUGAUUCAGGAUCUUGGUGAGAACGAUGAAGAGGGAAGUCCUGCCUUCAGAAAUGGUCUGUCAAGUGCUGCUGAUUCAGAGAUGAAACAUUCCACUCCAUCGCCAAAUAAGUUCUCUCUUUCACCAACCAAGAGCUACAAGUUUUCUCCGAAAGCUCCUCGAUGGGCAGAAGAUCACAGAUCUAUACUUCAGAUGAUCUGUGAGCAAGUGGAAGCUUUAAAGCAUGAAAUGCAAGAAAUGAAACAUAAUAAUUCCAAUUUAAACGCUUCAUCUCAUCGGUGGCCUGCUGAAACCUAUGGAACAGAUACAAUGUCAGAGGGUUAUCAGAGACCACAAAAUCUUCAUGAAGCUCCAUUAACAGUUUCUACUACUGGCCCAUCUGUUUACUACAACCAGUCGCCUGCUUAUAACUCUCAGUAUCUUCUUAGAACUGCUGCAGCCAAUGUAACACCAACAAAGGCUCCUGUCUAUGGCAUGAACAGACUUACACCUCAGCAACAUAUAUAUGCUUAUCAACAACCGAUGCACACGCCACCUCUGCAGAACACUUCUUGUAUGUUUUCCCAGGAUAUGUAUUGUCCACCUUUGCGUUUCGAUUCUUCUGCCACUGGAAUAAUUUCCCCUCGUGGAGGUGAUGAUUACUACAAUUACAGCAUUCCACAGGCAAGCACAAAUCCACAGCUGCCUGAACCAGGAUAUUUCACAAAGCCUUCAGUUGCGCCACCAACCUUAAAGCCUGUGGAAUCAUCUAAAGUAAUAGAAUUUACAAAAUCUAAACUUGUACAGCCAGGAACAGCAGAAGGAUCAAAAACAUCUCUGCCAACACCAGUGCAGUCAAGUCAGCCAACAACUUUUAAAUUCAACACUAAUUUCAAGUCUAAUGAUGGAGACUUUACCUUUUCUUCCCUUAAGGUUGCACCACAGCCUCCUAAUGCACCUUUUAAUAGCAGUGAAAGCCUCUUGGAUCUUCUGGCAUCUGAUAAACCUUUACAGGACAACAGAUACAUUGAACGUACACCAGUUAGUGAUCACACAAAUGGUCAAAGAAACGUCUUCAAUUUUGGUAAUAAACAUACUCCAGGCAUCUCUUUUCGGGAAAGCAUAGCACAAAAUGCACAUAAAAACCUGAGUUUUGAGAAGAGUGAUGCGUUUAGUGUCCAAGAACCAAACAAACUUUCAUGUGUGACUUCGAAUUCUGAUUUGAUCAAUAGAAGUCAUGAAACAGAGGGAGGAAGCACCCAUGGUGGAGAUGAGGAUGAUGAUGGUCCUCAUUUUGAUCCUGUGGUGCCCCUUCCUGACAAAAUUGAAGUGAAGACAGGUGAGGAAGAUGAAGAAGAAUUCUUCUGCAACAGAGCCAAACUCUUCCGUUUUGAUGCAGAAUCUAAAGAAUGGAAAGAAAGGGGUAUUGGAAAUGUUAAAAUACUGAAGCAUAAAGUAUCUGGCAAGUUUCGUCUUUUAAUGAGACGAGACCAAGUGCUGAAAAUCUGUGCAAAUCACUAUAUAAAUACUGCCAUGAAAUUAACUCUAAAUGCUGGGUCAGAUAAGUCAUUUGUAUGGCAUGCUUUAGAUUAUGCAGAUGAGUUGCCAAAACCAGAACAGCUUGCAAUUAGAUUUAAAACACCUGAGGAAGCAAUGCUUUUCAAAAGUAAGUUUGAGGAGGCCCAGAAUAUUUUAAAGAACUUAGGAGCAAAUGUUGACACACCUGUGACUCAGAGUACUGGAACUGCGAGGGAAGCAACAAACCAGGACAGCAAGGAUACUAGUAGAUCCAUUUCUGGGACUCUGAACUUGGACUUUCAGUUCCCAAAAGGACUGAGCAGUGAAUCUGAUAGCAAAAGCAGCCUUACAGCUACAUCAACUGUGUCUAGCCCUACCACUUUCUCAUUUGGAAAGGAAACUCUUCAAACCUGUUCUUCUGAUUACUUUGGGCAGCAUCUUUUGAAGAAGGGUCAGUGGAAGUGUAAACUAUGUUUAGUUCUGAAUGAAGCAACUGCAAAGAAUUGUGUAUCUUGUGAAAGUCCAAAUACAGACACAAGAGAAGCACCAGUUGCCCAGUUAAGUGACUCAGCUGUAGAUUUCAAAGCUAGUGGUAACUCUGCACAGGACAAAUUUGGGUCUGCUUUUGCAAAAAAAGAAGGUCAGUGGGACUGUGAUAUCUGUCUAGUAAGAAACGAACCCACUGCUUCCCAGUGCAUUGCCUGCCAGAAUCCAAACAAAGCUAACACAGUGGUAUCUGGUCAAGAGAGGUCAUUUACAUUCAGCCAGGCCAUUGCUCCAAAGGCUCAAAAUGACUUAGCAGCUGCUUUUCCUAAAAAAGGACAGUGGAACUGCUCUGUGUGCCUAGUCCAGAAUGAAGCAAAAGAUGUGUACUGUUGUUCUUGUCAGAGUCCUAAGUCUCAAACUCAACCAAGUGUGACUAUACCUUCUGUUCAGGUACCUCCUGCUCCCAGGUUUGGUUCCACUGCUGAUGCAAGUAAGCCACAGAAAAAUGGGUUUGAAGGGCGUUUUAGUAAAAAGGAAGGGCAGUGGGAUUGUGCUACUUGUCUUGUAAGGAAUGAGGGUUCUUCGCCAGCCUGUGUAGCCUGCCAAACACCAAAUCCAUCUGGGAAGCCUCCUGGUGAUGCUUCAUCAACUCCUACUGUUGGCAUGAGAAAUAAGUUAUCUGAACCUGCUGGAGGACAGUCAGGGACAGGCUUCAAGUGUGAUUUCUUGGAAAAGAGCUUUAAGUUUGGUCUUACUGAGCAAGACAAGACACCAUCAUUUGCAUUUCAGAGUUCUGAUCCUGAAGCUAAAUCUUCGAAAGAAGGAUUUAGCUUUUCAAUGCCAGUGCCUGCAGAUGGAUUUAAAUUUGGGAUACAAGAGUCUAGUAAAAAUAUUUCUAAGAAAGAUGAGCCAUCCAAAGAGUGUACAACCAGCUUCUUAAAAAGCGUCGAUGAAAAAGACAAAAAGGAACUCCCUGCUGACAGCAAAACAACAUUGCAGUUUCAAGAAACAGCAAACAAGGAGAAAGGUGACUUCAUUUUGGGGCAGAAUACCAACACAUUUACAUUUGCUGACCUUGCAAAAAGUACUCCCAGGGAAGGCUUCCAGUUUGGCAAAAAAGACCCUAACUUCAAAGGAUUUUUAGGUAAAGGUGAGAAGCUGUUUUCAUCACAGAAUUCCGAAACAGAUCACAAAGCAAACACAUCUGCUGAUGGUGAGAAAGAUGAUGAUGUAUAUAAGACAGAAGACAAUGAUGAUAUCCAUUUUGAACCCAUAGUUCAGAUGCCUGAAAAAGUUGAAACAUUUACUGGGGAGGAAGAUGAGAAAGUGCUGUACUCCCAAAGAGUAAAGUUGUUCAGGUUUGAUCCAGAAACAAGCCAGUGGAAAGAACGUGGAGUAGGCAACCUGAAGAUUCUUAAAAAUGAAGUUAAUGGUAAAGUAAGAAUAUUAAUGCGACGUGAGCAGGUACUGAAAGUGUGUGCAAAUCACUGGAUAACAACAACAAUGAACUUGAAACAGCUGUCUGGCUCAGACAAAGCGUGGAUGUGGAUGGCCAGUGACUUCUCUGAUGGUGAUGCGAAGUUGGAACAGCUGGCAGCAAAAUUCAAGACACCAGAGCAGGCUGAGGAGUUCAAGCAGAAGUUUGAAGAAUGUCAGAGGCUACUACUAGAUAUACCAUUACAGACACCCCAUAAGCUUGUUGAUACAGGUAGGACAGCUCAACUUAUACAGAAAGCAGAAGAAAUGAAAAGUGACUUAAAAGAUCUCAAAACAUUUCUGACAGAUGACAAGACUAAACUGUCCGAAGAGGAAAAUUCAAACACUGUGUGUGCCAGCAGUACCUCUGAUCUGGUUAUAAAGCCACAUGCUGAGAGUACUGGCCCUACUCUGGAAUGGGAUAACUAUGACUUGCGUGAAGAAGCACUGGAUGAUAGUGUAAGUAGUUCUGUAUAUGCAUCACCUCUUGCAAGUAGCCCUAUAAGGAAAAACCUGUUUAGGUUUGGAGAAUCUACCACAGGUUUUAGUUUCAGCUUUACAUCUGCCUUGAGCCCGUCCAAAUCUCCUGCCAAACAAAACCAGAGUAGAACAUCAGUAGGCACAGAUGAAGAUUCUGAUGUUACUCAAGAGGAAGAAAGAGAUGGGCAGUAUUUUGAACCUGUGGUACCUCUGCCUGAUCUCGUGGAAGUGACCAGUGGUGAGGAAAACGAACAAGUUGUGUUCAGUCACAGAGCUAAACUCUACAGAUAUGACAAAGAUGCAAAUCAGUGGAAAGAGAGAGGUAUUGGGGAUAUUAAGAUAUUACAGAACUAUGACAACAAACAAGUGCGUAUAGUAAUGAGAAGGGAUCAAGUACUGAAACUCUGUGCCAAUCACAGAAUAACACCGAAUAUGAAUAUACAACAAAUGAAGGGGUCUGAUAGAGCAUGGGUGUGGACUGCUUGUGACUUUGCAGAUGGAGAAAGGAAAGUAGAACUUCUGGCUGUGAGAUUCAAACUACAGGAUGUUGCGGACUCAUUUAAGCAAAUUUUUGAUGAAGCAAAGCAUGCCCAAGAGAGAGAGACACUGAUCACACCUCUUUCUUCUCGUGCCAAUACACCAAAGGAAUCUCCAUGUGGCAAAAAUGCUGUAGCUGUCCUAGAAGAAACUACUAGAGAAAGAACUGACCUCAGCCAUGGUGUUGAUACUUCUGAUGUAACUGUAGAGGUCACAGAGGUGUCAAGCACUUCUGAAACGCCAACAAAAACAGUGGUUUCCCCUCCAAAAUUUGUAUUUGGAUCUGAAUCGGUCAAGAGCAUUUUCAGUAAUGAAAAGUCAAAGACGUUCACCUUUGGAAAUAAUUCAGCCACUAGUUCUCUUUUUGGCUUCAGCUUUAAUCCUCCAAGAAAAACUGAACACCAUAAUUCUGUGUCUCAGAACACAGCACAGAAAGAACAGGAAGCUUCUGAAACACCGAAAGGUUUUAGUGCUCCUCUUCAAAAGCCUCUGGAUGGCAAGGUAGACAAUUUGCCUACUUCAACACAAGAUGGAGCCUCAAACUUCUCGUUUAGAAUUCUGGAUAAAGCUGAGAAGACGACACCAGAAGACUGCCUUCCAUCUGAUGAGGUUACAAUAGUUUAUGAGUUAACACCCACCCCUGAACAGAGAGCUCUUGCUGGCUUUCUCAAGCUACCUGCAACAUUCUUCUGUUACAAGAACAAGCCUGGAUACGUGAGUGACGAGGAUGAUGAUGAAGACUAUGAAACAGCUGUGAGAAAACUUAAUGGAAGACUCUAUCCCAGUGAUUCAGAAAAGAAAAAGAAAUUACAAGAUCCUGUGAAAGGAAAAAAUGAAUUGGACAAUGAAAGAGUUCAUGCUGGUACUAUGGAAAAGAAACCAGCUCCUGAGGAUGGAGCUGAAGCAGAAACUCUGCAGGUUCCUUCUACAUCUGCCGAUGGGGUCAGCAGUGGUGCUGAGGAUAACAGUCCAGAAGACUUUCAGAGAGAAGGUGAAAUUCAAGAAACGAAAGAAAAUGAGGUCACAAGCUCAACUGACUUAGUCGGUACUGAUAAGGAAGAAGUACCUGUUCAAGCAGCCAGUGAGGUGACAGUGUUUGUCCAGUCAGCAACCAACAAUGAAGAAACGUAUUCCACCACAGGAACUAUGCGUGUAUCAGGAUCUGAUGAGAAACCUGUAGACUUGUCAACUAAGAAAGGUGAUUCAGAGUGCUCAGAGUCAACACAAGAAAACAGAGUCAUCUCAUUUGGUUUCAGCAAUGCUGCAGGCUUGUCAUUUGCAGAUCUGGCUUCCAAAAACUCUGGAGACUUUGCUUUUGGCUCGAAAGAUAAAAACUUCAAAUGGGCCAAUACUGGAGCAGCUGUGUUUGGAGAGACAGCCCAUAAAGCAGAUGAAAAUGGUGGUGGUAGCGAUGAUGAGGUGGUACAUAGUGAUGAUAUCCACUUUGAACCAAUUGUGUCCUUACCAGAGGUGGAGGUAAAAUCUGGAGAAGAAGAUGAGGAAAUUCUCUUCAAAGAGAGGGCAAAACUUUACAGAUGGGACAGGGAUGCUGUUCAGUGGAAGGAGCGUGGUGUUGGAGAGAUCAAGAUACUCUUCCAUACACAGAAGAAGUACUACAGAGUCCUGAUGAGGAGAGACCAAGUUUUUAAAGUCUGUGCAAACCACAUCAUUACCAAAGAAAUGAACUUAGUGCCCUCUGAUACAUCGAAUAAUGCUUUCAUUUGGACAGCCACAGAUUAUGCCGAUCAUGAAGGAAAAGUAGAACAACUUGCAGUGAGAUUUAAAAGCCAAGAAAUGGCUAAUUCUUUCAAGAGGAGGUUUGAAGAAUGCCAGCAAAGCUUGUCAGAAUUACAGAAGGGACAUUUAUCUCUGGCUGCAGGACUGUCAAAGGACACCAAUCCCAUUGUGUAUUUUGAAGUUUCUGCUAAUGAUGAGACGUUAGGACGCAUAACCAUGGAGCUGUUUUCAAAUAUUGUCCCCCGAACUGCUGAAAAUUUCAGAGCCCUUUGCACAGGAGAAAAAGGUUAUGGAUACAAGAACUCCAUCUUUCACAGGAUAAUCACAGACUUUGUGUGUCAGGGAGGCGAUAUAACUAACCAUGAUGGAACAGGAGGGCGAUCAAUUUAUGGAGCGGCAUUUGAAGAUGAGAACUUUGAAGUGAAACACACUGGUCCUGGAUUGUUGUCAAUGGCAAAUAAGGGCAGAGAUACAAAUAACUCCCAGUUCUUCAUAACACUUAAAAAAGCAGAACACUUGGACUUCAAGCAUGUAGUAUUUGGAUUUGUGAAAGAUGGAAUGGAUGUUGUGAAAAAGAUUGAAUCCUUUGGUUCUUCUGAAGGGCGAGUAAAUGGAAGAAUUGUCAUUACAGACUGUGGGCAAAUAUAGAGUUAUUACUUUGAGUAUACAGAUGUUCUAGUGGUAUAAAUCAGUAUUUAGAUGUUGCUAAUUAUUUCAACUCAAAAUGGACACUUCUGAUGUAUAAAUGUAAAAUUACACCCGAUAGUUGGGUUUUUUAUGUGUUCUAAUUGAUUUUUUUGCAUGUUAAAGAGUUCAGACACUGGCAUAUUUCAGGUGUAUUUCUGUUAUCCUGCCAUAUUUGUAUUAAAUGUCAAAUUUUAAAAAUAAAUCUUAGUCUUGUUAAAAUAAA